AUGCAGCAUUCCGACUCCGACACCGAUGCGAUGUCCGUGGCCUCGGCGAUCGGCGAGGACGGCGAGGAGGACGUCUUUGCCGCUGCGGCGAUAUUGCCGGACGCGGACGGCGACGGCAUCUUUGACCUCCCCGCGUCGCCGAUGCCCGGCGAGGGCACAGCUGACUUGGGCGGCUUCGACGAAGGCGGCGAGGAGGGCGGCGAGGAGGGCGACGGUGACGGCGAGGGCAGCGGCGACGAGGGGAGCGGCGAGGGGAGCGGUGAGGAGUCGGAGGAGCGGCAGGCGGCGAUGGUGGCGCAGCUGCGUGAGGCGCUGCUGGCGAGAGGGUACGAGAUGCGCGACGCGCCGGCGCGGCCGGCGCAGCUGCCGUCCUUCGACAUCGCCGGCUUCGCGCAGCGACUCGCCUCCUGCCCGCCGCGGUCGGUCGUCGUCCUCUGCGGCGCCGGCAUCUCCGUAUCGGCCGGCAUCCCGGACUUUCGGUCGCCCGGGACCGGCCUGUACGACAACCUGCAAAAGUACGACCUGCCGUCGCCGCAGGCCAUCUUUGAGCUCUCCUACUUUCGCGAGCGGCCCGACGCCUUCUACCUCCUUGCGAGGGAGAUGUGGCCCGACAACUUCCAGCCGACGCCCGCCCACCACUUUGUCGCGCUGCUGCACGCGAAGGGGCUGCUGCGCCGCUGCUUCACGCAAAACAUCGACUCGCUCGAGGCGCGCGCCGGGCUGCCGGCCGACUUGACCAUCGCCGCGCACGGCAACUUCGACGGCUGCCACUGCAUCGAGACGGGCGAGCCGGUCCCUCUCGGCGAGGUGCGUCGGGCGGUUGCGGUCGGCCGCGAGGGGCCGGGAGGCUGGGCGGAGCUGGCGCAGCGGUACGGCGGGCUCUGCAAGCCCGACAUCGUCUUCUUUGGCGAGCAGCUGCCGGCUCGCUUCUUUGAGGCGGCCGAGGCCGACCUGCCUGCGGCGGAGGCGGGCCAUCGCCCCUUAUACCCCCUUUAUACCCCCUUCAUACCCCCUUACACCUGCCUGCGGCGGAGGCGCGCCAUCGCCCCUUAUACCCCCUUUAUACCCCCUUCAUACCCCCUUACACCUGCCUGCGGCGGAGGCGCGCCAUCGCGGCGUCGGCUCCGGCGGGCGGAGAGGCGGCGGGGCCCCCGUCACGUCCGGCCGGCGCUCAUCGUGAUGGGCACGUCGCUCAAGGUGCAGCCCUUCGCGUCUCUGCUCGGACGGUGCGGCCUCGCGACGCCGCGGCUGCUGCUGAACCGCGAGAUGCUCGGCGAGGGGGAGGGUUGUCCACGACAUGCGAGGUGUGGCGAGGGGGAGGGAGAGCUCGUCGGCGAGGCGGACCCGAUGGUGCGGCUGCUCGGGCUGCGCGACCCGCGCGCGAUGCUGCACGGCGACGAGGCGAACCACCGCGACGCAUUCUUCGAGGGCGACUGCGACGCGGGCGUCCUCGAGCUCGCCCGGCUGCUAGGCUAG
Emiliania huxleyi CCMP1516 is the source of this 1476-nucleotide messenger RNA. RefSeq lists its product as hypothetical. Lineage: Eukaryota; Haptophyta; Isochrysidales; Noelaerhabdaceae. Gene Ontology annotation, molecular function: NAD+ binding. The record is from RefSeq and is a predicted model, not a curated record. The transcript has 7 exons. The coding region runs from base 1 to 1476 and encodes 491 amino acids.